AUGCUCUCCAAGGUUGCCACCAGACAGUUCUCCAAGUCCGCCUCCACCGCCUACAAGGUGGCCGUGCUCGGCGCCGGCGGUGGUAUCGGUCAACCGCUCUCGUUGUUGAUGAAGUUGAACCCCAAGGUGACCGACUUGGCCCUUUACGACAUCAAGGGCGCCCCCGGUGUCGGCGCCGACGUGUCGCACGUGCCCACCAACUCCACCGUCAAGGGGUACAACCCCGACGCCAUCGACCAGGCGCUUAAGGGCUCCGACGUCGUCAUCAUCCCCGCCGGGGUCCCGAGAAAGCCCGGUAUGACCAGAGACGACUUGUUCAACACCAACGCCUCCAUCGUCAGAGACUUGGCCAAGGCCGCCGCCGAACACUGCCCCAAGGCCGCCAUUUUGAUCAUCUCCAACCCCGUCAACUCCACCGUGCCCAUUGUCGCCGAAGUGUUCAAGAACGCCGGUGUCUACGACCCUAAGAAGUUGUUCGGUGUCACCACUUUGGACGUGUUGAGAGCCCUGAGAUUCAUCUCCGAAGUCGAAGGCACUAACCCCGUCGACGAAAAGGUCACCGUCGUCGGUGGCCACUCCGGUAUCACCAUCGUCCCCUUGAUCUCGCAAACCAAGCACAAGAACAUGGCCAAGGACAAGAGAGACGCCUUGAUCCACCGUAUCCAAUUCGGCGGUGACGAAGUCGUCAAGGCCAAGGACGGUGCUGGUUCCGCCACCUUGUCGAUGGCCCAAGCCGGUGCCAGAAUGGCCGGGUCGGUGUUGAACGGUUUGGCCGGCGAACACGACGUCAUCGAACCCACUUUCGUCGACUCGCCCUUGUUCAAGUCCGAAGGCGUCGAAUUCUUCUCGCUGAAGGUCACUUUGGGCCCCCAAGGUGUCGCCAAGAUCCACGACUUGGGUGAAUUGGCCGACUACGAAGAAGAAAUGGUCAAGACCGCCAAGGAAACCUUGAUCAAGAACAUCCAAAAGGGUCAAGACUUCGUUAAGCAAAACCCUUAA
Diutina rugosa is the source of this 999-nucleotide messenger RNA. It is a transcript of the gene MDH1-1, whose product is annotated as malate dehydrogenase. The transcript has a single exon. The record is from RefSeq and is a predicted model, not a curated record. Gene Ontology annotation, molecular function: L-malate dehydrogenase (NAD+) activity. Bases 1 to 999 code for a protein of 332 amino acids. Gene Ontology annotation, cellular component: mitochondrion; cytoplasm. Gene Ontology annotation, biological process: malate metabolic process; tricarboxylic acid cycle. Lineage: Eukaryota; Fungi; Ascomycota; Pichiomycetes; Serinales; Debaryomycetaceae.